AUGAGCAGGUCAAAUGAACACAUUAUUGUUACGUGUUUGCAUAUUCUAGCAGCGUUGUAUUGGGUAUUGAGGAAGUAUGAUGAAGGUAUUCCAAUUAUUGAAAAAUCAAUGAAGAUCACAAACAUAAAAGAAGGCCAAAAACAUAUGUUGGCUAAGUUUUCAGUAUGCAGCUUGGUGAUAAACAGUUUACAUGGAAAAGACAGAAUGAGUAAGCUGUUAGAAGAGGCUGAAAAUAGGAGGCUUGUGAGGUUUAUUUGUAAUUCAAUGCACUUAAACGUAGCUGGAGUUGCAGCUCAGUUUGGCAGUUACUCUGACUCAUAUGAAUACUUUGAAGCUUCAAUUUCAAAGUUUCGGGCUGCUGGAGAAAAGAAAUCUGGAGUUCUCGGGAUUGCUUUGAACCAAAUGGGACUAGCAUGUGUGCAGAUUAACUUGUCUGGGAAGGCUGCUUUCUGUUUAAAAAAGGUAGAAGCCUUUUGGGAGCAGAAUGCGGGCCUCAACAUCCGAAUAUACUCCCUCGGGUUUAUGUCCAUCUUGCUGGUACCUAUGAUGCAAUGGGGCAGAAUGUUAGAUUCAUCGUAUAACUUGUUAUUUGGGAAGCUUGCCUUAAAAAGCCUCUUUGAAGAUUAUUUUGAUGCAGCAAAUCAUUUCAGCACAAUUUUUAUGCUAAAGCCUAUUGAAGAUCGUCAUGUAGAUUUAGUAGCAACUGUUUCAGGCCCUCUUGAUAACAAUCCAGAGGUGACAAUUGACGGUAACGCACUAUUUCGCUGGCAAAGUGAUGCUGAUGAUCCUCAUACAUUCACAGAUCUAUAUGUAUCCAGUUCCGAUCCGAUUUUACUCAUGAGAGCAUGUGCAUACUACCCGAGAUAUGGUUUUGGAGCAUUUGGCAUUUUUCCUGUUCUUCAGAAGGAGAGAGUACGAUCAGAAGACUAUGGUACGAUGGGUUUGAGAUAUGGCUCAUCAAAUUUGUCAUUUGGAGCCACCCUUUUUCCAUAUUCAUUGGGCAAUGACUUCCCAAAUACAGCAUGGCUGGUGACCAAGAUCGGAAGGUUGACUGCAGGGGCGCAAUAUGACCCUCGAUUUGAAAAAAAGGAUGGUGCAAAAUAUAAAAACUUGAAGAACUGGAAUUACGCUGUAGGCUAUGGAAUCGGGUCAGGCAGCCCAUUGAAACCAUCAUUUAAUUUUGGGCUUGAAUUUGCUCAGAACUCACAGUUCAUAGCUUCUUUCUAUCAACAUGUGGUAGUCCAACGAAGGGUGAAGAAUCCACUUGAAGAGAAUGAAGUAAUUGGAAUUACUAAUUACAUAGACUUUGGGUUCGAACUGCUAACAAGAAUGGUUGAUCAGAAGGGAUCAAACGACAUCCAAGAUGCCACCUUCAAUGUCGCCGCAUCUUGGCAGGCCAAUAAAAACAUCUUGCUGAAGGGAAAAGUGGGGCCCCUUAGUUCUUCUAUCUCUCUAUCUUUCAAGUCAUGGUGGAAACCAUCAUUCAGUUUUAGUGUUUCAGCUAUAAGAGACCGUGCCAUAGGAAAGACAUCCUUUGGUUUUGGUCUUCGUGUCGACAAUGUCAGAGAAGCAAGCUAUGAAAGGGCGGAUCCGAAUUUCGUAAUGCUGACACCAAACAAAGAACAUCUAGCAGAGGGUAUUCACUGGAAAAGCGGGAAGAGACCAAUGCUACAAUCGGAUAUAAACUCUGGAAACUUUGAUGGUGUCCCUAGGGAGCUUAGACCCUUGGCUAAAAUGUUAUGAUUAUGGUUU
This is a messenger RNA of Erigeron canadensis, 1752 nucleotides long. RefSeq lists its product as uncharacterized. The record is from RefSeq and is a predicted model, not a curated record. Lineage: Eukaryota; Viridiplantae; Streptophyta; Magnoliopsida; Asterales; Asteraceae. The coding region runs from base 1 to 1743 and encodes 580 amino acids. Gene Ontology annotation, molecular function: protein binding. The transcript has 15 exons.